AUGUCUAUACAUUGCGACAAUCAAGCUGCCAUUUUUAUUGUUAACAAUCCCACCUUUCAUGAGUGUACAAAACACAUUGAGAUUGACUGUCACUACAUUCGAGAUAAGGUUAUGUCUGAACUUAUCUCUACUUCUCAUGUGACAUCAUCUUAUCAACUUGUGGACAUCUUCACAAAUAGUCUAAUCAGCAUCUUCUACGAUGCCACGUGUACCAAGUUAAACAUGUUUGCCUUAUAUACUCUAACUUAA
Spirodela intermedia is the source of this 249-nucleotide messenger RNA. The record is from the annotation of a GenBank genome assembly. Lineage: Eukaryota; Viridiplantae; Streptophyta; Magnoliopsida; Alismatales; Araceae.